AAUGCCAGGAAAUCUGGGCUGUGGGACAUGAGAUUGGGCUGCCAGUGAGGAUGGCACUGAGCUGACCACCCAGGACAAUGGUGGCACCUGGGGCUAUGGCGAUGGGGGCCACACGGGCUGGGCAAGGCACUCUGGAGAUGGCUGCCCAGGAGGAUGAUGACCUGGUAGGACCAGGCCUAAGCGACCCUGUGUGAGGCAGGAGAAGCCAGCAGCUUGCCCCCAGCAGUGUGCUGUGUUUGUGAGGAAGCUGCCGGCCCAGCAGGGCACCAGGAAAGCCCUCCGGUCUCCAAAGAGGGCUUGCACAGCUUUACCAAUGGUUUUUUUCCAGGGUAGCUGCCAAGUCCUGGAAUGAGCAAGACUCAGCUGCCCAGAGGGGUCCCUGCGGACAGCAGGGGCUGGGAUGGGACACCUGAUAGCCAGUGAGAAAUGCAAGCACGACUUGGGAGAAACACAAGUCUUAUUUUCAGUCUUACAGAUAAGGCGAUCCUCAUUUUGUCAUGUGCAUUUGUGUACCCGCUGAAUAGCAAAAUAACAGCAAGAAAAGAUGACAAUUUAUAUUUUCAUAGACCCAGAAAAAGUAACAGGCAACACUGUGUUUCAAAUUUUCGAUUAGUUGAUUUUACAGUGCAAACAUGGAAGAAUCUGCAGCAUGGUAGGAGAAAAUAAUUUUAUUAAUUUUAUAAUUUUACUGAGAUUGCUAUUUAAAAUAAUUAGAUGUGGGGAUACUACAGGAAAAUAGGAAAACGUUCAUGCUGCAGAUGAGUUUUUCAGAUGAGUUUUAACAAAUAUUUUUGAAUCUUGAAUCUUUGAAUAAGAUGAAAUUAUUCUGAAUAUGUGUGUUUGGGUGAUAACAGUUGCCAACAAAAAUAUGGCUCAUAACACCAGUUUCAUUUGAUUGCCUUCGGUACAUUUUUAAAAAUGCUACACUACUUUAUUCCACAUUAGGUGAAAUUUAUUUUUUCUUAAAGUCAGAUUUUAUCAUGUAAAAAAACAUUCUGGAUAUGUAGGUAAAUUUGAUUUAUUAUCUGAUUAUAGGAGUUUCUGAUUGUAACUGGCAUUGUUUGGAUACAGGAGAGUUAAUUAAUCAUCAUUAAUGAAUCACAGUUAAUAUGUCCAUUACAGUUGAGUGCUACAUCUUUACACUGGAAGAAGCAGUGGAUGUGUAGCAGAAACUUUGGAGUGAAAUAGUUCUGGGUUCUUAUAAUCCCUUCUCUGAUAUCUACCAACUCUGUGUCCUUAGGCAAGUUAAUUACCAUCACUUUCCUGAUCCAUAAAGGGAAUAAUACUAAUAUCUACAAAAUACGGUUAGAGUGAAGUUUCAUGAAGUGAUGAAUGUAAAUAACCUGGCAGAGUGCCUGGGGAUACAGCAUGAUUCAUCACGAUACCUACUAAUAUUAAUACUGUCCAGUUAGAAAAUUAUUUAGAUAAAAUCAUCUGGGUAAUCAUCGCGGUGUAUUAGCAACACAAAAUCAAUUUAUAACCUCUUUUUACUCCUGCUGGAGAAGCUGUAAAGCCUAAAGAUUUGCCUUCUCAGUUUCCUUCUGGCUAGAGCUAGUCAUGAGACCUUGUGGCCAAUGGAAUGAUACCAACAUACAAGACUUCUGGAAAAACCGGACAGACUCAGGGUCCAUUUGGACCUCAGGGCCCUCUAGGAUACCCAGGACCUCCAGGUGUCAAGGGUGCAGAUGGAAUUUGGGGUCUGAAGGGCCAUAAGAUGCAAAGGGUCCACAGGGUCAGCGGGGUCCCUGAGGUGCCACUGGGAAGUCUGGAGCUAAGGGGGAGCCAGGACAUUCAGGAUCUCCAAGGAUCCAGGGUGAGCCAGGUGUCAAGGAGACUGACAGCUCCAGGGCCCUACUUUCCAACCCCUUUCACCCCCCUCACUGCACCCCACUUUUCCUGUGACCUCUUUGAGCUGGAGCUCCUCUGUGGCCAGGAGUAUCUGCUCUGGACCAUACUCUGAAUGAGCCCUUCCUCUCUUACCUCCAAGGGAAAGAGACCAGGGUCUCCCCCUAUAGGCUGGACUU
Molecule: messenger RNA, 2024 nt
Organism: Pan troglodytes (chimpanzee)
Lineage: Eukaryota; Metazoa; Chordata; Mammalia; Primates; Hominidae
Product: collagen alpha-2(XI) chain-like
Exons: 5
Coding region: 1580-1960 (126 amino acids)
Source: RefSeq, a predicted model, not a curated record